GGCUCAGUGGUAGAGCCCCUGCCUAGAAUCCCCCAGUGAGGGACUGGGGGCGUGGCCUAGUGGUAGAGCCCCUGCAGAGCACCCAUGAGGCCACAAUAUGACCAAAAAGGAAAGGCCAGGAAGAUAGUUUAGUUAGUAAGGCAGUUCCCUUUGUCCUGAGCUCUAAGUUCCCACAACUUGAGGACUAUGGUCCUCUCGUUGUGCCCGAUACAUGUUUUUGGAGGGGAAGGGACUGACGUGAGGCCAGUAGAAAAAUGCGCUGCAAGGAGGGAAAGAUGUAUGGGUGUGUUUGCCCGGAUAUGUCUCAGGGUGAGUGCAUGGGAGUUUAAGAAGAUAGUGGAGACGGAUGAUGCUUAGGUGGAUGUGCAGUAGGAGAAUAGGAUAGCAGGAUGGCCGGGUGUUUGGAAGGAUGGGGAGGGGAGGGGACAGACGCUUCAAAAGUCAGAUGCAGGCAUAGCUCAGCUGGCAAAGUGCUUGGGAGGACCUGAGUUUGGUUCCUAGAACCCAUAUGAAGAGCAAGGCAUGGAAUCCCAGCACUGGGGAGGUGGGCACCAUGGGAUACCUGGGGUUCGCUAGCUGGCCAGCCUAGCCUAAUUGGUGAGCUCCAGGUGAAUGAGAGACCCUGUCUCAAAAAGGUAGACAGUGUGGAAUGACAGCCGGAAGGAGGUCCCUUUGGAGGGAUGUUUGUUUAGAGGGCUGAAGAGAUGUUGGAUGCUCUGAAGAAAUGGGUGGCCGAUUGGACGGCAGGAAUGCCGUGUGGUGGGAGGCAGGUGGGAAAAUGCAGACAGCGUCCAUUCUUUUUGGGGCGCAGUGGGCAGCGCAGCCUCUUCCUCCUCCCCGCUGGGGGCUGACCAUGCUAAACUUUGUCAUGGGCUCUGACAGUGCUAGCCAGCGGUGAGCACCAGAUGGCUCAAGACAAACGUUAGCCGUCCGCAUCCUCAUCAUUCAGCUGUGGGGCUAGCCCUACGCUGCUACCUCUCUGGCCCAGCCUCAUGACCCCCCCACCCCCCCACUCCCUUUCCGCUCCUCAGUCUCCACUCCCACAUUUCACCCCUAUCACCCACCUUUUGCUUAAGACCCACACUGCAUAGGUCUUUAGGGUUCACCCAGGACACGGAGUGUGACGGCCUUCCUGUCACCUCCACCCCACCUUCCCUCCCUCGGACCAUCACCUUGAUGCUCAGGACAGAGCCCCGGCACACCUGUAUUCUGGGCCACAAACUAUUCAGAAAACAGGACAAGUGGGGUGUGAAGUGCAUAGGCUCAGGGGCGUAUGGAGGCCAGGCCAGUGAACUCAAACUGAAGCCUGUCUGGGGUGAGCCACAGUCAUCCUGUGAGGGGGGGAUCUGAGAGGAUCCUGAGAGAGCAGUGGAAGUUACAUUGUUUUUGAGACAGGGUCUCACCCAUGCAGGCGUGGCUGGUCUCGGACUCACAGACAUCCUCCCGAGUGCUGGGAUCAGAGGCGUGUGCCACCUUUACAGCCAGUGGCAGGUCUGGGGUUUUGACUCUGCAACUCUUGACGGUUAUAAAGUAGAGUGGCAUAUUUGAUUUGCGCCCUGGAGGUUGGAACAGGCGUGUUCCCUGGGGUUCACACAUGUGCAGCCUGCUCACUGGAAAGAUGGAGAGUCGCUGUGUAGGGGCCUCCAACUUCUCACCCCUGCUGUGGGGGUGCCAUGGUUUGUUCAGUUAAACCUAUCUGCAGCACUUAGUAUAAGGCCUGUGUGCCAUCAGAGACCUCUUGGUCUUGACUGAUGCCCUGUCAGAUGUGGGGGUUGUUGGGCGUGAGGACCAGAGAGCCCUGCCCCGUCCCUGGUCAGGAUUUCUGUGUGGGUGGCUUCCUGGGAGGUGAUUCUUGUGCCCUUCCAUCCAGCUCUGUGCACUCCAGGAACAGUUGCUCUGACCCUCCUCUCCAGGCGCUCCCCCACCCCCAUGAAGGGGCAGCUGGGCAGACUGCCUCAAUCUAAUUGUGUCUCCCUCACCCUCUUCCCACACCUGCCCCAUCUAGUGGAAAUGGAUGAUGAGGAUGGGAGAUGCUUACUAGACGUGAUUUGUGACCCUCAGGCCCUCAAUGACUUCUUGCAUGGAUCCGAAAAGCUGGACAGCGAUGACCUCCUGGAUGCCCCUGUGGAGGCCCAAAGUGCCUUCUAUGAAGGUUCUGGGCUCCAUGUGCAGGAAGCUCCCGGCAACCACCUAAACCCAGAGCCCAGCCAGCCUGCCCCUAGCGUGGACCUGGACUUCCUGGAAGAUGAUAUCUUGGGCUCCCCUGCAGCAGGAGGAGGUGGAGGGGGCGGUGGGGGCCCCGAGCAGCCCUGUGACAUUCUCCAGCAGAGUCUUCAGGAGGCCAACAUCACAGAACAGACCUUGGAGGCUGAGGCUGAGCUGGACCUGGGCCCCUUCCAGCUGCCCACCCUACAGCCCGCCGACAAUGGGGCCGGUGCUACUGCGGCUACGGGAGCCGCUACGGUGGCCGCGGGACCCCAGGCCCUCUUCCCCGGCAGCGCAGAUCUGCUGGGGCUGCAAGCUCCGCCCACUGUACUGACCCACCAGGCCUUGGUGCCACCUCAGGAUGUGGUCAACAAGGCCCUGAGCGUUCAGCCCUUCCUGCAGCCUGUGGGUCUGGGCAACGUGACCCUUCAGCCCAUUCCGGGCCUCCAGGGCCUCCCCAAUGGCAGCCCUGGGGGUGCCACAGCAGCCACCUUGGGUCUGGCACCUAUUCAAGUGGUGGGCCAGCCCGUCAUGGCCCUUAACCCGCCCACCUCCCAGCUCUUGGCAAAACAGGUGCCUGUCAGUGGCUACUUGGCCUCAGCAGCCGGGCCCUCAGAGCCAGUGACACUGGCCUCUGCCGGAGUGUCCCCCCAGGGGGCCGGCCUGGUCAUCCAGAAAAAUCUCCCAGCCGCAGUGACCACCACUCUCAAUGGGAACUCAGUGUUUGCCGGGACAGGGGCCGCCACGGCAGCAGCCAGUGGCGCACCCUCGGGACAGCCGCUGGCGGUGGCCUCGGGCCUUGGCACGUCACCACUGGUACAAGCACCCAAUGUGAUUUUACACAGAACCCCCACGCCCAUCCAACCCAAGCCUGCGGGGGUACUGCCCCCCAAACUCUACCAGCUGACACCCAAGCCCUUCACCCCCACGGGGGCAACCCUUACCAUCCAGGGUGAGCCAGGUACCCUGCCGCAGCAGCCUAAGGCCCCCCAGAACCUGACUUUCAUGGCGGCAGGCAAAGCUGGCCAGAACGUGGUGCUGUCCGGCUUCCCCGCACCGGCCUUGCAGGCGAAUGUAUUCAAGCAGCCACCAGUCACCACCACGGGGACAGCUCCGCCGCAGCCCCCCGCGGCCCUCAGCAAGCCCAUGAGCGUCCACCUCCUCAAUCAAGGCAGCAGUAUCGUGAUCCCAGCCCAGCACAUGCUGCCUGGCCAGAACCAGUUCCUGCUGCCAGGCACCCCAGCCGUUCAGCUCCCCCAGUCACUCUCUGCCCUGCCUGCCAACGUGGGUGGCCAGAUCCUCACGGCCGCAGCACCCCAUGCAGGCGGACAACUCAUUGCCAACCCGAUCCUCACCAACCAGAACCUGGCAGGCCCACUGAGUCUAGGCCCAGUGCUGGCACCCCACUCGGGAGCGCACAGCGCCGCGCACAUCCUUUCCGCAGCCCCCAUCCAAGUGGGCCAGCCCGCUCUCUUCCAGAUGCCUGUGUCGCUGGCCACCGGCAGCCUGCCCACCCAGAGCCAGCCGGCUCCCACUGGCUCCACCGCCACCACCGUCCUCCAGGGCGUCACCCUGCCCCCCAGUGCGGUGGCCAUGCUCAACACCCCCGAUGGACUGGUGCAGUCCGCCACCCCAGCUGCUACCACUGGCGAGGCCACGCCCGUUCUGGCAGUUCAGCCUGUCACCCAGGUGCCCUCCGCUGUCACCACGUCACUGCCUGUGGGUCUCCAGCAGCCACAGGCGCAGCCGCCUCCACAGGCCCCUACUCCACAGGCGGCCACCCAGCCUCAGGCCACCCCUCCUCAGGCCAGCCCAGAGAAGAUAGUCCUGGGGCAGCCGCCCCCUGCGGCCACAACGGCCAUCCUCACUCAGGAUUCCCUCCAGAUGUUCCUGCCCCAGGAGAGGAGCCAGCAGCCCCUCCCUACAGAGGGUCCCCACCUCUCGGUGCCUGCCUCGGUCAUAGUCAGCGCCCCGCCUCCUGCCCAAGACCCAGCCCUGGCCACACCCGUGACCAAAGGAGCUGGCCUCGGCGGCGCUCAGACCCCCGACAGCCAGGCUUCCCCAGCUCCGGCUCCCCAGAUCCCUGCAGCUGCUCCACUUAAAGCCCCGGGCCCCGCCUCCUCCCCAUCACUACCUCACCAGGCCCCCCUGGGAGACAGUCCCCACAUGCCCUCCCCACACCCUGCCAGGCCCCCUUCCCGCCCGCCCUCAAGACCCCACUCGCGCCCUCCAUCCCAGCCCCAGAGCCUGACCUGCCCACCCUUGGAGUCCAACCUGCACCCCUGCCCUCAGCCCCAGGGUCCCCCAACUCUGCCUGGUAUCUUUGUGAUCCAGAAUCAAUUGGGUGCUCCACCACCAGGGCACCCCAGCCCCACGGCCCCAGGCCCACCCCAGACCCCUCUGCGACCCCCAUCCCAGCCCCCUGAGGGCCCACCCCCGGCCCCCCACCUCCCUCCUGCCUCGACCCCCUCCUCCACUGUGGCCUCCUCCUCUGAGCCUUCCACCAGGGUGCCAGUCCCCACACCCCCUGACUUCCAGCUCCAGUUCCCACCGGGCCAGGGACCCCAUAAGUCCCCCACUCCGCCACCAGCCCUCCACAUGGUCCCUGAGCCCACAGCGCCCCCUCCUCCUCCACCACCUCGGACCUUCCAGAUGGUAACUGCCCCCUUUCCAGCGCUGCCCCAGCCAAAAGCACUUCUGGAAAGAUUCCACCAGGUACCAUCUGGGAUUAUCCUCCAGAAUAAGGCUGGGGGCACCCCCGCCACCCCACAGACGUCUACUACCCUGGGGCCCCUCUCCAGUCCUCCUGCCUCUGUGCUAGGCAGCGGACAGGCGCCGCCUGGGACUCCUGCCGCCUCCAGCCAUGCUCCAGCCUCCACGCCUAUGGCCACCACAGGCCUCCCCCCUCUACUUCCUGCCGAAAACAAAGCUUUUGCCAGCAACCUUCCAACCCUGAGUGUGGCCAAAGCUGCUGUGUCCGGGCCCGGGAAGUCCCCAGCACUGCAGUAUGACAGCAAGUUGUGUAGCCUGAAGAAACAGCCCCAGCUGCAACCCAGCAAAGAAGCCUGCUUCCUGGAGCAUCUGCACAAACAUCAGGGUUCCGUCCUGCACCCCGAUUACAAGACAGCCUUCCCCUCCUUCGAGGACGCCCUCCAUCGCCUCCUGCCCUACCACGUCUACCAGGGUGCCCUCCCCUCCCCCAACGACUACCACAAAGUGGAUGAAGAAUUUGAGACUGUCUCCACACAGCUCCUCAAACGCACCCAGGCCAUGCUCAAUAAAUACCGGCUCUUGCUUCUGGAAGAGUCCAGGAGAGUCAGUCCUUCCGCGGAGAUGGUUAUGAUCGACCGAAUGUUCAUUCAGGAGGAGAAGACCACCCUUGCCUUGGAUAAGCAGCUCGCCAAGGAGAAGCCUGACGAGUACGUGUCUUCCUCCCGCUCCCUCGGCUUCCCUGUCCCAGUGUCUUCCGAGGGUCACCGGCUCCCCAGCCAUGGCCCAUCAUCCUCAUCUUCCACAUCCGGAACCUCGGCCCAGCCCCCUCCCCACCUGCCCACCAAGCUAGUGAUCCGACACGGCGGGGCUGGCGGCUCCCCUUCAGUGACCUGGGCUCGGGCAUCAUCUUCCUUGUCAUCAACGUCCUCAUCCUCAUCCUCAUCCUCUGCCGCCUCCUCCUUGGACGCAGAUGAGGAUGGCCCCAUGCCCUCCCGCAACCGGCCACCCAUCAAGACCUAUGAGGCCCGCAGCCGCAUCGGCCUCAAGCUCAAGAUCAAGCAGGAGGCCGGCCUCAGCAAGGUGGUGCACAACACCGCACUGGACCCGGUGCACCAGCCCUUGCCUGCGCCUGCGCCUGCACCUGCGAAAGGGGCGGAGCCUCCGCCGCGCCCGGCCCCACCCCCACCUCCUCCUGCCACGCAGGCGCAGAUGAAUGGCACUCUGGACCAUCCCCCGCCUGCAGCACGCAAAUCCACAGUGCCUGCGCCCUGCCCACGCCUACCAUUGCGCAAGACCUACCGUGAGAACGUGGGCGACCAAGGUGCUGCCGAGGGUGCGCAGGGACGGCCGCGGGGUACGAACAGCCCGACCCCACUGCCUGCCAAGGUGGACGAGGCCACCAGCGGGCUGAUCCGUGAGCUGGCUGCCGUGGAGGACGAACUGUAUCAGCGUGUUCUGAAGGGCGGCCCACCACCCCAAGAAACCCCAGCCUCUGCCACCAGCCAGGGCGCCACCGAACCCAGCUGGGAAGCACCCGCGCUGCCCCCGGCCAAACGACGCAAGUCUGAGUCCCCUGACGUGGACCAGGCCAGCUUCUCUAGUGACAGUCCGCAGGACGAUACGCUCACUGAACAUUUGCAGAGCGCCAUCGACAGCAUCCUUAACCUGCAGCAGGCCCCUGGCCGGACACCUUCAGCCCCAUACCCCCACACAGGGCCCACACCCGGCACCCCCACAUCCCCAGCGCCCCUGCACAGGCCAGACGCCUUUCCGCCCUCCAGUCACAACGGUGGCCUCGGUGCCAGGACGUUGAACAGAUAACACUGGGCUGCUCCUGCGGCCCCUGUUGGGUGCCCCCAACCCCACCUCCAGGGGAGCAGCCUGGCAGCCGACUUCCACCUCUAAGGGGACACUAAACCAGUUCCCCUGACAAUUCUUGCCUAAGUUAUUUGAGUCACAAAGGCCUCCCCACCCUCCUGCUUCCACAUUGGCUAGAGAGUUGGGAUGGGGCGUGGGCUUUCUAGGGGAAGGGGGGCUGUAAUGUACAAUGUUCCCCCCCUGGCACAGGACAGGCCAGGGGAUAAGAGUGAGUGUUUCCCAGGACUGGGCUACUGGGUUGGCACACUGGUAACAUCUGAAUACCAGGCCUUGUCUGAUUGGCUUUAUGGAUCACUGUCCAGGGCGCUCAGAGCUGUGAGAGACCUUCAGACAUGCUCCGCUCCCUUCGCGUUCCCCACAGAGCCUGGAAAAUUAGGAAACAAGGACUCAAGCCAGUGUCCCAAAGUAUCUGCGUCCCAUCCAUAACGUGCACACACCUGAGCCAUUCUGUGUGUGUGCAUGCACGAGAGAGUAAGAGAGAUCCCCACCACCCCCAUCCCUCCAGAGGAACAAGACACGGGGUCUUCCUUCCUCCUCCCAAGCGUCUUCCCUGUAUUCUUGCCUCCAACCCACCAUGCCACGUUUUGAAAUCUCGGAGACAAAACUAGUACUGUAAGAUAAAGUUUUUUUUUUUUUUUGUACUGUAUUUAUUGUGUAUAACGAUUUUUUUAAGGGAGAAUUCUGUACAUCUAGAACUCUUGUAAAUUAAAAACCAAUCCUUUUUUUUUUAAACUGUA
Molecule: messenger RNA, 7532 nt
Organism: Peromyscus leucopus (white-footed mouse)
Lineage: Eukaryota; Metazoa; Chordata; Mammalia; Rodentia; Cricetidae
Gene: Bicra
Product: BRD4 interacting chromatin remodeling complex associated protein
Biological process (GO): positive regulation of DNA-templated transcription
Cellular component (GO): SWI/SNF complex
Source: RefSeq, a predicted model, not a curated record